CACUCCAAUCAUUUCAAACGCCGCCCGAAAUGGCCACUUGUAUGUACCCAUUUCCGCCUGCGGACAGGAACAGGAAAUCUACAUCAAAAUGGUGAUUUUCCUGUUCGCCUGCCGGGUCGCUUUUUAAAAUUUGUUAGCGAACAACAGCGUGAGCGCGAUCCUAACCUUCAAACAAUAACAAAUAACAAAACGAAACAAACACACCUACCACAACAGCUAUGUUUGUUGCGGGCGUCCGCGUACACUGUGCUAAUAUUCGCGCUUGGUUUCUAGAGAAUGAUUAACCAUAUAAUGGAGCGGGUCAAGAAGAACGUCCGACUUAUUAAGGACUCGCCUCAGUACGUGAUCGCUGAUGAUGUACCUGCGAAUAUUAUCGCGACUUUGUUGCCAGAGUCACAAAUGCCUAGUAAUCUCAGUACAACCAUUAAUGAAUUGGGCAAAAAGCUGUUGCAGGCUGCACAAGAUGGGGAAGUUGAAGAAAUCAGAAGACUUUUGGCUAAGGGUGCUCCUUUCACAGCAGACUGGUUGGGUACCAGCCCUUUGCACUUAGCAGCACAAAACAACCACCUUGAAAUAUGUGAGAUUUUUCUCAGGGCUGGAAUGUUUAAAGAUACAAGAACUAAAGUUGAAAGAACACCACUUCAUAUGGCUGCCUAUGAAGGUCAUUUGGAAAUUGUGGAAUGUUUGCUAAGACAUGGUGCUGAUGGAGAUGCCAAAGACAUGCUACAAAUGACUCCUUUGCAUUGGGCGGCCCAAAAUGGCCAUGCUGAAAUAGCAGCAGCGUUAAUUCGUUCAGGUGCAUCUGUAAAUGUCACCAAUAAGUUUGAUCUGACACCCAUGGAGAUAGCUGUACAAAUCGACCGAUCUGACAUCGUCGAAAUAAUCAACUACACGAUCCGCGACCCGCUGCAAGCCACAAACCACUUAAUGGAACUAAAUGAGAAUACUGCUGAUGCUGUUGAACCAAUUUUGCAAUUGAAUCUGCAAGAUGAAGCUUCAAAUACCGAAUCAGAAUUGCCUAUAGAGACUGUGUUAAUGGACAAUGACAAUUCUCAGGAUUACCUGCAAGAUGCACAAGUUGACACUGAGCAUAAUAUCGAUAGUAAUCAGGAACAAUUAGAAGUUCAAUAUGUUGAAGAAAACACGAAUUCGUUCACGGAAUCAAUGAAACUAUUGCAACAACACGGCAUCACGAUGAUUCCAGACGAUGACAGUAACAUCCUAAGUUCAGUAAUGGAGACCGGGCAUUCCGUAGUCCUCACCGAGGCUGGUAAACAAGCACUGAACAGUAUAAAAGCCGAGAAAACCUCACCGAUUGGGAUUACGCCAAUCACAACCGUCAGUAAAUCAACGCUUGUUAACCAGCCGUCGUUUAAAAAGAAGAAAAUCAUCACGGUUACCGCUGAUCAGUUCCUAGCGAUGACAACGAACAACUCGAACUCACUGCGGAUUGUUAACGGUAAACUCGUGCAAAACAAACCGAUGCCGGUGAAACGCAUCGUGCCGAAGAAUAAAGUGAUAAAUCAAAACAUUCGGCCGGCUGUCAAUAACGCGAUGACGAUAAAAAGUGACACAUUAACGGUGACUGAAGCAGAGCUCAUAGAGCAGCUGAACAAGGCGCGCUCCAUGGCUGAAGUAUAUAAAAAGCGGUUAGUUCGGACUGAGUUAGAGUUGCAGAAGUAUAAACAAAAGUGUAAGUUACUCAUGGACCAAAACAAUUUAAACAAUUUGAAUAUGUGAGUCUUGAAGGAGAGAAAUGAGUGGGUUGAGGAUAGUGAAUGGCAAUAAUUAUAAAGGGAGAAUUUCUAAUAUUUUUCUACGGAUGGCUACGACUAUUGACUUGUUGGAUAUAUUAGAGAUAUUUGCGUUAACUAUGAUUUCUUUAUAUUUUGGGAAGUAUAACGGUCUAAAAUGCAACAAUAUUGGAUUAUUAAUUAAUUGCUCAAAAACGCAACAUGUCAAAAUUUAUUUUUAUUGUUUAAAAUGUUUCAUCUGCAUUAAGAUAAGUUGAUGGCUGGUUCUGGUAACAGUUGAUACACAGGGCAUUGUCACGCCUUGUUUUACUUGCGUUUUUAACUUUUAAUACAAUUCUGACAUGAUUAGUUUUGGAUAAAUUUAUUAUCAAUUUUGUUUAUUUUAGAUCGUUCUGCACGCCUCUCCUAUUUUGUACAUAUGUUUUAUUUAAGAGAAUGCGUUCGAAACAUUUUUAAUAAAAUUAUAAAUCAAAA
Dalotia coriaria is the source of this 2228-nucleotide messenger RNA. Its product is annotated as GA-binding protein subunit beta-1. Gene Ontology annotation, molecular function: protein binding. NCBI's taxonomy places the organism in Eukaryota, Metazoa, Arthropoda, Insecta, Coleoptera, Staphylinidae. The transcript is spliced from 5 exons. Bases 277 to 1740 code for a protein of 487 amino acids. The record is from RefSeq and is a predicted model, not a curated record.